Pocillopora meandrina is the source of this 5837-nucleotide messenger RNA. Lineage: Eukaryota; Metazoa; Cnidaria; Anthozoa; Scleractinia; Pocilloporidae. The record is from the annotation of a GenBank genome assembly.
CUUAGUAUAUCGCGAGAGAGCGUCUACAGCGUACAAAUUAAUACUGGUAUCGUUGUUUACUUAUUGGCUUCAAGAUGACGUUGAAGCAAGAAACAAUGUUCUAUGCCAUCUUUCUGCUUUUUGCAAUUUCUGCCAAAGGAUAUGACGGUAAGAUAUAAUUAAAUGAUAGAUGAUUAUUUAUUCUCUUGUUGACAUUACUUAGCUUUGAACUAACUGCAGCACUGAUGAUAUCUACAAAAUGAACUUCGCUUUGAAAAACGUACAAAUAACGCGAAAGAGCUUUCUGAAACUUUAAAGAAAUACUGGUCUUCGGAAAAACUUGAGUUUUCGAAUGAAAUCAAAGUCGAGAUUAACAAUAGCUCGGCUGUAUUUUCUAAAAUUUCCUGUUUGGCCAAAAUCAGGCAACAAUCUACUGUUCACUCAAAGAGUUUCGUCGAUCUUUGAAAUUAUCUUACUGAUAGUUUGACAUUUUAGCAGGAAAUGGCUCAAGUAAUGCACGAGCUCCAGCAAUUAGAAUUUUGAUGCAAGUUUGCGAAGGACAAGCUGAGGUUAUUUAUCCCUGAGUCUCUGCCAAACCCUCAAUAAUUCAAUCACUAUCGUCAAUUUGAGUAAAUAGGAGUAAUAUUUCAUCCCCUUGGUAUUGUUACUGCCAACUAUAACGAAAAAUAUUACUCUUCUUCUAAUUAUUAAAUUGAUGCGUUUUCGAACUUAUCACAGAACAGGAGAGAAGGGAGGGGGGAACGAGGUGCAGAAAGAGAACGGUCAUGAUAUGACAUCGAUAGAGUUCUGAGUUUCAGGCAAAUUUAUUAACAUAUUCAUGAAAAAAUAUUUAAAGAAUAUUUUCGAAAAUUUGAUGUUUAACGGCAAUUUGACACCUUAACUGUAUUGUUAAAUUUUGCUGGGUUCGCUCUGAUAAUAAUAACAAUAAUGAGCUUCAUACUUGUAACUCUUUUUAAUCAUCGACAAUUUGUCCCAGCUCCUUCCCCUCCCCCCCCUCUCUCUCUCUCUCUCUCUCUCUCUCUCUCUCUCUCUUUCUCUCUCUCUCUAUUUCCCCUUCUCCUAUUCGUCGUCUAACACCCUUAGGAAAAAAAAAUGGCAAGCUUGUAGUACUAAUGGUACAGCUGCCUUUAGGCGUCAAAAGUUCAAGUUUCUUUCUAACCCUUCUUUUUGAGUAAUUAUUGUACAGAGUAGUGAAUAGAUAAUUUUUUCCCGUUUAGAAACAAAACAGACGCAUUUGAAUAGACGCCCACGGCGAACGUCUAAAAUAAUAGUGUUUGUUCAACCUGAAAAAUUCUAUUCAUUGACUUGAAAACCACAACUUUUUUUUAAAAUUUACAUGUUAUUUUAAUAUAUUUUUUAUUUUAUAGCUCAAUAUAAGAGCUUUGGUCCUUCUCUCAAAACACAAAACCCAAAAUUUGGGGAUAUGAUGUUCAGUUUCUGUGUUGGUGAACUUUUCAUUGUCCGUGCAUUAAAAGCGUAUGACUCAAGUAGCUCAUUGAUGACGCAACUAAUCUUGGUUCGGUAAACUAAACCGACUCGCGUAUGAUUGACAGACAUUUUGUUAUCGGCUAAGUUAAAUGAACAGGGGUGCUAAAUAAAUAAUUUUCCCUGUUUUGAGCAAAAUACGUUCACUGCGAUGUCAGGGGUAUCACUAAUUGUAAAAUCGCGGCAUUCAGCUUUUUUCAAAUCUAAAUAUUUCCUCAGCUAAGGUAUUUAGUCCGCUUUGAUCGAUAAUGGGGUCAAUAUUACGAGAGGUGGGAGAUCAGAGCUAAUAUGGACAGAAAGAAAGAAAGCUGAGCUCAAAUCGCCAACAAAAUUCCAUUGUUAAUGGCCUUUUACUAUUAUAGAUCACACCUCUGCUAAGACGAUUAAUUGUCCGUUUGUCUACUUUGCUGGGCAUAGACUAGACAUCAUUACAUUACCUACUGAUUUAACGAGACUUUUGUUUUAGUUGAAACGUCUUCUGUCUUUCAGAUGUUAAUGAGUGUCUGGACCAGAAUGGACACUGUCAAGAUAUUUGUGUGAAUACCAAUGGCAGUUACUACUGCGCUUGCUCAGAUCCAGAGUUCAGCGUUGCACAAGACCAGCGACAUUGUAUCGGUAAGUAGAACAAAACCACAGGAAAUAUGUUUGGAAGAUUAUCAGGAAUCGCCCGUGUAAUGUAUGAUCAUUUCAUUCUCAUGGUGAAUUCCAUUAAGGUUUUCGAAACGUUAGUCACCUCUUCCAACAAUAAUUGCACUCUCCCUUGGGAGAUCAGACAACACAAUCAAUUUAUGAUCACUGUUAAGAGUUUACAGGUGUGUGGUAAAAAUAAUUUUUUAUGGAGAUCGGCCCUUUUGCUCGAUGAUAAGCUUAUUCUUGCCGAUAUAAUUAUGUGCAGCACAAAAUCUUUCUUAUGGCUAUAUUAUUACCCUGAUUUUGCAGCCAAAUUUCGGCGACAAAGGUUCCAAGUUUAUUCUUCAUGCUGUCUAUGUCCUUUUUGGCAUUUGAUUUAACACUGCAGAACCUUGAAAUGAAAUCUGUUCUUUUUUUCAACAGCCGAAGGAGUGGAAGUAGACUGUGGUCAGGACGAGAUGACUAUCACUCUACCCAAGUCUCUCCUUUUGGGUUUAGACCGUGAGCAUUUGAGGCUCAUAGAUCCAGAGUGUACAGCCACUGAAAACGAGACUCACUUUUUCCUUCAAACCAAAACCGAUGAAUGUGGUACAAUUCUGAAGCAUACUAAGGAUCAUGCCAUAUACAGCAACAUGGUGUCGGAAAUCCCCAUAAAAGAAAACCAGAUUGUGACACGCGUGCGCGAUGCUAUGAUCCCCUUCCACUGCUAUUAUUCCAAAUGGGGUGUGGUGUCCUCCAUUGGAAUCAGACCAUCGAGCACGAAGAUUGUUUUGUCUUCAAAGGGAUUUGGAAAGUUCACUCUCAGUCUGGAUUUGUUCAGAAGUCCAGAGUAAGACAAGUCUUUACAAUAGUGAAUGAGUAAUUGUAAUGUAAUUGGAUUUGAUUGGGCUAUUUCCAAAUAACUAAAAAAAAACUCGCUUUCAAUCUGAGGAAAAGCACAAAACUUUUCUGUAGAAAAUACCCAUUGAGGAAAAUGAACAUUUUCAUGGUAAAAUCUUCGCAAUAAUCCUUGAUUUAAAAAAGGGAUCUUAAGCAUUUUUGAUAAGACUCGGCUUCUGAUGCAAUGUAUCAUCAAUUUUAACCGCCACAUUGUGGGAUCCCAUCGCGCUGUACCUUCAAGGGAAUUUGAAUUCUGAGACUAACCGUUCAAAACAAUAUGUAUACUAAAAUAGAAAGAGAAACUUAAAUUUUUAACGCAAAGUCACAUUUUCAACAUUUGAGAGAAUGCAACCUUUUUUGUGCUGAGAGGAUGACCGAGUGUAUACCAAAUGGUGAAAAUGUCGCGUAUAGCUUUCAAAAGCCUUACUCUUUGCUUUUGUCUCCAGAGAAGACGUAAUUUUAUUGAUACUAAUGGUAUCCCAUUAGUGGACUCAGAAUGAUCAAGAUAACAAUCCAAAAGGCGGCUAAGAGAAUGUUUUAACUACAAAAAGGCUGAUUCUUGUAUCUAAAUCUCCAAACAUAUGCCUUGAAGAAAUAUUUUCAAUAGCGUUUUUUCUAAGUGUGAACAUCGCUUUUCUAAAACAACAAUUACUUGCACGUCCUCGACAGACGUAGCUUUCCAGCACGAGAGGUAAGGUCUAAUCGUAUUUCCACAUUUUUGUUCAAACAGAUUCACUGCGCCCUUCUCUCAGGAUGACUUCCCUGUCGAGUUCACAAUCCGUGAACGAGUGUACUUUGAAGCCCGUGUCGACACCAUUGACACAACAUUGUCAAUUUUGGCCUUGGACUGCUAUGCCACCCCCUCUCAGGACAGGAAUUCCCAGCCCAGAUAUGAUAUUAUUAAAGACGGGUGGGUAUUUUUCAUGAUGUAAAUUUCACCCGUCAUUAUGCGCCAUACGUCCAGCAAGCUUGUCUAAAAGUAAUGGACUUUAUAGAGCUUUUCAAGUUUUGCCUCAAAAAAAAUCCAUCGCCAUUUGAAAGUGACGGAGACUAGGUGACACUUUUCCGUAUCAUGAAAAAUUGUGCAUGAGAAGAAUAACUGAUUUCUCGUAACAUUUGUGGUUUAUAACAGCAGGUACCUUUUUUUUUUAAAUUUUAUUUAUUUUUCCUCGAUAAAAACUACAACCCGCAACUUGUCCACCGGGGGAAAGGCAAAUCCACACCAUUUAUCCUUUUACUAGUUUCAUGGAAGAGUGCUAAUAUUCUUCCCUCCAUUUCUUCAAUAAAAUAUUCGUUGAUUCAUUGAAACCAAUCACAGGGCGUGUAUCUGUCCAAUCACUCGAACUAUUUUCUCAUGAAGUAAUCAAACGACGAUGGCCUGUAAGUGCCAUUUUACAUGAAUGAAAAAAAAUUGGAUCGUGUUGUUUAAGUCAUUACAAAGGAUCCAAAGUUACCUUUACAAACUUUGGAUCCGUGGUUCUAAAUUUGGAUCCUUAGUUGUAACUUUUGUCUUUAGUUAUAACUUUGGAUCCUUAGUUAUAGCUUUAGGUUCUUAGUUAUAGCUUCAAAACCAAUAUCCACUGUUUUUCAUUAUUUAGAAUGGCGCUUAAAGGCCACCGUACAAAACUGAACCUCAGAAGUUAUUAGUAAAGAGAAAAGUAAAAACUUUAUCGACUCGACUAUCGACUCGUGAGAGUUUUACCCUAGAACUAGUGGCCGUCAAAAUUUACAAAACUAAGCCUACUUUAUUACUUUCUCAGGUGUUCGAUCGACGAUGAUGACACACUUCAAUUCCAUGACAGCCCCGGCAACCAGUCUCAGCGCUGGAGCCUUGAGGCCUUUCAAUAUGUCAGCAAGCACCCGUAUGUGUUUUUUCAUUGCCAGGUUCAGGUCUGUGACGCCGCAGAUCCUGCCUCAAGGUGUGCCCAAGGCUGCAUACAGAGAAGACGAAGAAGUGAGAAGGUCCUUCAUGACAACCCGGAUGACAUAUAUGCUUUAGCCCAGGGUCCUCUCGCACUGAACCGCGAUAAGAGGGAGGCAGAAGUUGAUGAAGCGGUUGCUUUGGAUAAGAGCACGCUCAAACUCAAAACAGGCGAGUAUUUGAAGUAAACACAUUGUAACAUUUGGAUUUACUAGCAGAGAGGUGAAGAUUUAUCUAGACAGAAGACCAAAAUAUAUUUUAGAUCGAGAAAAAGUAUUAUUUGGCAGAUGGUUUUAGCUCAGGAGUUACAGUUGAUUGUGUUCAUUAAUCUUUUAGGUGAGAGAGGUCCUAAAAACAGCUGCCAUCGAUUGAUGAAAAUGAUAUGAGCUUAGGGUGUUGAUAAGUAACUCUUUGUCAAGGACGAAACUCCGUUGUAAGACUACUCUCAUCCGGAUGAUUAGACAAACGAGCAAUCAGUUUCCCAAUAACUGGCUUGAAACAUCACCACUUUUCACAAGUGUAUCUCGUUAUGUUUAAGGUCCACCCUCCUCAGACGAGGAUCUAACACGAUCAAGCUAAUCUUGAUUUUCUCACUUUUCCUUCAUCAGGUUUCCACGCGCCUGUUUUAGCCUCGCUGGGUGUGCUUAUCGUAUUGUGCUUAAUGGGGAUGGUAUGGCUGAAGGUCACUUCGAACAAACAGAGAGUCGCAAAGCAGUUCAUACCACUUUACGAGGACCUGCAGAAGUGAUAACGUCAUAGAGAAUUUUCCGACCUCAAUUGCUCAGUGUUGAUGCUGUUCUUGUUAAAAUGUAUGUCUCUCUGUAACCACUUUAGGACGGAUUUCAUACUUCAUCUGACAAGAAAUAUGUAAUUUUGUAUUUUUUUUCUGUCUUCUUUUGAAUAAUUAUCGUGAAAAAAUCAA